Molecule: messenger RNA, 3603 nt
Organism: Sesamum indicum (sesame)
Lineage: Eukaryota; Viridiplantae; Streptophyta; Magnoliopsida; Lamiales; Pedaliaceae
Gene: FH5
Product: formin homology5
Biological process (GO): actin cytoskeleton organization; actin nucleation
Molecular function (GO): actin filament binding
Source: RefSeq, a predicted model, not a curated record
UUGGAUUCACCGAAAAGAGAUUCAAGAAAUUGUUGAUUAUCCCAUUUCUUGGUUUUUGUCUGCCUCUUUUGCUUGUGCGGUUUCUGGGCAUGCGUGAUUUGACCUUACUUUCGAGAAUUUGUGUAAACAAUUCGAGGAGGGCUGUCAAGAUUGUUGGUUAAAAGUUGGGGGUUGAGGCAUUUGGAAACUGUUCUUGAGGAAUAUUUGUCGGGUUGAUGAAAAUAUGUGCUGCAUGUCUUACCUUUGGACAUGUUCGUAAGAUUUGGGUAAUCAAGAAAAUAGAAGGGCUUUGGUGUUUCUCUCUGAUUCGUUUUUGGUUUGGUGCUAUGAGAGGCAUUUUGGUGCCUCAUUGGGAAGAAGACGAUGAUGAUGAUUCAAGAAAAGAAAAUUAUAAAAGGAAGUUGCCGUUUUGUGGCUUUUGUUGGGCUGCUUUUGGUUACGGUGGUAGUCGGUGUGGAGAGCGAGUGGGAGGAACGAGAACCCUUACUUGCUUAUCUGAUUGACUCAGGGGAGAUAAAUCAGGAGAUGGCCGCAUUAUUGAGGACUAACUGCAGACAUGAGUUAUUACAUGCCAAGAAAACUCUACAAGAUCUUCUUGAAUUACGUUCCGUGAAGGAGAGUUCAAGUGAUGGGAAGGAAUUUUUGAAUGGUAUGUUUCAAAGAACAAGACUGCAUGACACUGUCAAUGUGUUGUUCCCUCAAGUUAAGCAAAUCCUUCUGGAUUGUUUGCGGGAAAAGGAUCUUGUACCUCCUACUAAUAUGGAAGAGAGGGGUGUGGGUACUUGGUGCAGUAGAUAUUGGGGGUCUUUAUUUCCAUUGCACUAUUCUUCUAGACGGCGUCAAUUAGCCCGUAAAUCUAGUGAAGAACAUUCUGAAGCCCCAAUUGUUCUUGUUGUGGUUGUAACUUCUACUGUGACCUUUAUUGUUGCUUUUCUCGUCUUCUGUUGCUUUCGUAAAUGCAGUGGCUCUGGGCGAAGCAGAAAUGAUGAGAGUCCUCUUCUAAGUUUGCGUUCAAGCGACUCUUCUAUUGCCUCUUCACAGAAGUCUCUCGGUUUGGGAACUUCAAUGCAUGGAGGAAAGCCUGGUAAUGGAACUGGUGGAAACGCAUUCAAGCCAACAGUUUCUCUGAGCAAUUCAGAAAUAGACAUUCCACUUGAAACUACUUCUGGCCCUGAAACCGACGUAGUAGAACCUGUAUGUAAACUACCUGGAUUACCUCAAUUAAAACCGCCUCCUGGAAGACAAGCUACUCAAAAGGCUGCUCCUGCUAGGCAAAAUACCGUGGCACAAAUUACUCCUAAACCUCCUCCUCCCCCUCCCCCUCCUCCUCCGCCUCUCUCUCCCCAACCUCAUGUACCACUGCCGCCCCCACCUGGAAGAGCCCCUCCCCCAACUCCUAUAGGACUACCACCCCCACCUGGAAGAGCCCCUCCCCCAGCUCCUGCACCACUAGCACCCCCACCUGGAAGAGCCCCUCCCCCACCUGGAAGACCUUCUGGUGGUGGUCCGUCUCCUCCGCCACCUGGAGCACCACCUCCACCUCCACCUCCUGGUGGCAGGGCUGGUCCUCGUCCCCCACCACCUCCAGGUGGUGGCCCGCCUCGACCUCCAGGUGCUGGUCCACCUCGACCUCCAGGUGCUGGUCCUCCACCUCCAGGUGGUGGUCCCCCUCCACCUCGGCCGCCAGGAGGCUUUAGACCCCCUCGUUCUAAUUCAGCUGAAGAGUAUAGUAGUAAUAAAGCUAAGCUAAAGCCUUUCUUUUGGGACAAGGUAAUGGCAAACCCUGAUAAUUCGAUGGUUUGGCAUGAGAUCAAAUCCGGUUCAUUCCAAUUCAACGAGGAGAUGAUUGAAAGUCUAUUUGGUUAUACUGCUGGUGGAAAAAACAUACCUCAAUAUGUUCAGAUAAUUGAUGGAAAAAAGUCACAGAAUCUAUCAAUUCUGCUCAAAGCAUUAAACGUGACUACACAAGAAGUUUGUGAAGCACUUGAAGAAGGUAAUGAGCUUCCUCCAGAACUUAUCAGGACUUUGUUAAAAAUGGCACCUACGGCCGAAGAGGAACUGAAGCUGAGACUCUAUAGUGGCGAGUUUUCUCAACUAGGUCCGGCAGAGCGGUUUCUCAAAGUCUUGGUUGAAAUCCCAUUUGCCUUUAAGAGGCUAGAAUCAUUGCUUUUCAUGUGCACGCUUCAGGAGGAGGCAGCAAACUUGAAAGACUCCUUUGUGGUCUUGGAGGCUGCUUGUGCAGAAUUACGAAAGAGCAGGUUGUUUCUCAAGCUUCUUGAGGCAGUUCUUAAAACCGGAAAUCGCAUGAAUGAUGGGACAUUCCGUGGUGGUGCACAAGCAUUUAAGCUUGAUACACUUCUAAAGUUAUCAGACGUCAAAGGAAUAGACGGAAAAACCACGUUGUUGCACUUUGUUGUUCAGGAAAUUAUCCGUUCAGAAGGCAUAAGAGCUGCACGAUCAUUGAAAGAAAUGAGGAGCAUGUCCAGCUUCAAGUCUGAAGAUCUAAUGGAGGAUGUUGCGCAAGAUUCAGAUGAAAACUUGAGGAGCCUUGGUCUUCAGGUGGUCUCAGGUCUGGGUAAUGAUCUUGAAAAUGUCAGAAAAGCUGCACUAGUAGAUGCUGAUACCGUAUCGGGAACUGUUGCCAAGCUCGGUUAUUCCCUCUCUAAAGCAGAAGAAUUCCUGCACUCAGAUAUGAACGAUAUAGCUGAAGACAAUGGGUUUCGCCAAACAUUAAGCUGUUUUCUGCAGACUGCUUCGUCUGAUGUUAAGUGGUUGCUCAGUGAAGAGAAACGGAUAACAGGUCUCAUGAAGAGCACAGCAGAUUACUUCCACGGAAAUGCUGGGAAAGACGAGGGUUUGCGAUUAUUUACCAUUGUCCGGGAUUUCCUUAUAAUUUUAGAUAAAGUAUGUAAAGAAGUGAAGAAUGCCCCACCAAAGCCUUCUCGGGGACCGUCAAGCAAAGAGAUGUCAGCAUCUACACCUAAAGAUCCAGGGAAGCCUACUCCAGCAUCGGCGCCUGCACCUAAAGAUUCCAAGGAUCCACGGAAGCCUGCUCCAGCGGGGGGGUCAGUACGUCCAGCAAAGGAUAAAAAAGAUCCACAGAAGCCUAAUCCAGCAGAUCAUCGACAACUGCUGUUUCCGGCCAUCAAGGAUAGGAGAUUUGAUAGUUCAAGUUCGGAUGAAGACUGAUAGUAGUAUAAGCAGAUACAGAUGUAAGUCAGACUAUUUGCAGCAACUCAGCUAACACCACAUCCCUGGUUUUAUGUCCCACGAAUUUUAUUCUUUUGGGACUUUGAAAAUCUGGGGAGCCCAUCAAAUAUGAACAUCUUGGGAACUUGUUCCGGUAGUUGCAGACGUUUAGGUGAAGGCCAAGAAAAGUGGUGCAGUAACCAUUCUUUCAUUAGACUGCUCCCUGUGAUGGUUCCGGCGGGCGCGGCUGACAAAAAUUUUACAUUGUCUCAUGGAGGAAAGUGAGCGCUCCACUGUAAUUUUGCAAAGAGUUGGAGCUUCAAGUGACGAAAGUAGUUGAAUUCUUUUGGAGUUCCAAUUCCCAAGUUUUGUUUGUAUCUUUGUCUUCUUGUUUUUCUAUUCUUCUUCGCCUUA